Molecule: messenger RNA, 1596 nt
Organism: Daphnia carinata
Lineage: Eukaryota; Metazoa; Arthropoda; Branchiopoda; Diplostraca; Daphniidae
Exons: 3
Coding region: 26-1336 (436 amino acids)
Source: RefSeq, a predicted model, not a curated record
CUGACGUUAACAUAUUGAAAUCAAAAUGAGUCCAAUGUCGUCGCCGUUCCUGGGGCGUUGCGUUGUUUCUUUGGCUGUGAUGAUUGUAAAUUUUGGAUCGAUGGUUCCAGCCGCUCCAGUUAGUGAUCGACUACAAGAAAUGUUAACAGCUAUACAACCUUCCUUCAGCCAAGGACUUAUUGAUUUGUCAAACUUGUUUGAUUUCGUUACGGAACAAGAAGAACCGAAUUUUAUUUUACAUGAAGAUGACAAUAUUACGCUAUCCAUACAAAACACCAUUCAAUCAGCGUCAAAUUCCCUGAAUGAAACGGAGGCCAUCACCAAUCAUCAUAUACAAUUGUAUGAGGUUAGUUUGCUUUCUUUGACCUCUGAUAUUUCCGCUAAAGAAUAUCAACUCCGUAACGACACAAAUGAGCUGGAGUUUUUGAUAACUGAAAGUAAUAAAUGGCAAGUUGAAGCAGAUAAGCUUCAAAAGGAAGCAACAGAACUCGAUAAUAAAGCGCGUGAGUUGGAACAGAAAGCUCAUCACACUCAACAGAGGAUGGACAAAAGGGUAAGAAACAGGUGGAAGUGGAUUACUGCAACAAUACUUACUGCUGGUUUAGCAUCGCCUGGACUUGUCAUUGGUGAGGUUGAAAGAGGAAUUUUCGAAAGAGAUCGUAAUAAUGCGCGCAGUCAAGCUAAUGAAAGACUACAGUUACUAAGGAUAGUACAAGGCAAUCUUAAAGAUAUUUCAACUCGGCAACAAACCACAAUAGAGUCCAUAAAUAAAACACGGGCAAGUCUUGCAUCUGCCCAAACGCUCCUGGAUCAAAUGCGGCUGCAAUAUUCAGUUUUGGCAAGUCUUGGUGUCCAGAUUCGGAACGUUUCCACAUUCUUGACGCUGUUGAAUGGAGAAAUGGGUGUUCUGCAUGGUCAGCAACAACUAUUGGUCCUGUUUACCCCUUUGUUGGAAUCUGUUGACAGCCUAGUAACUUUUCUGGAGAACAAUGCCAAUAUGGUAGUUUCACUGAGUGAGCAGGAAGCGUUGACGAAAAUUCGUGAAUAUCUUUCGCAAAACGUAAUACCUCGAUUGGAAACUGAAAAAAAGUGUGCACUCCGUGAAAUAAGUAACAACGAUACAAGAACAGAACAAUUUGAACAUCUUGGUUUGAGCAAUAAGCAGUUUCAACUUGAUCAGCAAUCCAACUCUGAACUGCAAGUAAAACUUCUAAAUGAAUCGAAUGUGGAUCUUGAACAAUCUCAAACAGAAGCUGAAAAUGUUUUGUGCCAACUUUUAUUAUUAGAAAAUCAACUCCAAAUAAAUGAAACUUUUGGUUCGGCAGAUAAAUUGUGACGUAAUAGGCACAACCAGAACGUUUUUCUGACCGAUUUCACCAUUAGCAAUUUACGCAUUGUCGUUGUUGUUCCCUAUGCUUUUUUAGGUAAUGUAACGGAUCUGGCAAACAAACGGGAUUGCCGAAAGAAAUCGUUGUUCAUGUUUCACUAACAAUUCCGUUAAUUAAUUCAUAUACAUCUGAUUUUUGUGAACAGCAGCAUGAAGAAUUUCACUUCGUUCCCACAAUUAAUUCCCAUAAAUAAACCAUUUCAGUCCAA